AAACGGAUUAAAACGUUCAGAUUUUUAGGAGACGAGAACAAAAAGGUCACCACAAGACUAACAUGAGCGAAGCGACUGCGGUCAAACAGCUGGACUGGUAAACAGGAAGUCAUCAGGGUGGGAUUUCUCAGGGCUGAUAUAUAGCCAGGGUCUGAGGCGAGGAGAAACCAGACGCACUCCAAGCUUCUGAAUAUUUGCUUCUUCUCGGUGAGGUAAUUUUCUCAGCCUGCAAACAUGAAGCUCUUUCUAUUCGCUGCCCUCCUGGCCUCCGUUUCCUGCGUGAUUUCAGCAAAGAAACUGCUGCUUGUUGGAGGUGUGAACGGUCUGAACCCUGGUGUCGUGGGUCUGAACCCCAAUUUGUUGGGUCUAAACGGAGGACUGUUGAAUCCCGGGCUGGUGGUUGGAGGCGUGAACCCAGCGCUGAUCGGAGGAGGUGGAGCUUUCUUUGCUCAGCCUCCCAUCGGUCCAAUGUAUCCUGCCAUCCCUCCAUACAUGCUCCAGCCUCAGUUCGGAAUGCCCAACGCUCCACCUCAGAUCCCUCAGCAGGUCCCCUUCCAGCCUAAUGGGGGAAUGCCCUUUUUGCCCCCUGUGAACCGUCAGGUUGCUCCGCCUCAGCAGCAGGCAAUGGGGCAAAUGGCCGCAGGAGGAAACGGGCAGCAGGCACAGGGUGACAUGCCCGCCGGACCUGCGCCACGCUUCAGGCGCGCCCUCCGCUGGAGAAAGCAGGACAAUUCUGUCGCUCAGGUGACCCCGAGUCCGACUACAAGCGAGCAGCCUGCUGUGUGAAUCCUCCCGACUCGAGGACUGACCCCAGGAACAGCUCCUUCUUUUCUUUUUUAAAUCAUGAAAUAUAGAAAUUGUAGAAGUAAGAUGAUUGUUAGAAUUAGAUUGGAAAUAGAAUAAAAAAAUCAAUGAAUUCAUUCUGAAUUUAUUUGAUGACGAUUAAUAAAAAUGU
Messenger RNA from Silurus meridionalis, 955 nucleotides. It is a transcript of the gene scpp9, whose product is annotated as secretory calcium-binding phosphoprotein 9. The record is from RefSeq and is a predicted model, not a curated record. NCBI's taxonomy places the organism in Eukaryota, Metazoa, Chordata, Actinopteri, Siluriformes, Siluridae. The coding region runs from base 235 to 786 and encodes 183 amino acids. The transcript is spliced from 10 exons.